Messenger RNA from Didymosphaeria variabile, 1344 nucleotides. It is a transcript of the gene STR3, whose product is annotated as cystathionine beta-lyase. NCBI's taxonomy places the organism in Eukaryota, Fungi, Ascomycota, Dothideomycetes, Pleosporales, Didymosphaeriaceae. The transcript has 3 exons. Gene Ontology annotation, molecular function: pyridoxal phosphate binding. Gene Ontology annotation, cellular component: cytoplasm. The coding region runs from base 1 to 1344 and encodes 447 amino acids. Gene Ontology annotation, biological process: transsulfuration; 'de novo' L-methionine biosynthetic process. The record is from RefSeq and is a predicted model, not a curated record.
AUGUCUGGAGGCUCUUUCCCUGGGAGCUCCAAGGACAAAGUCAAUGGCGCGGGCAAGGCCUUGAACACACACGACCUCGACGGUCACGAUCUGCCACCCUCGCCCGCACCGAGCACACCGCGCAAUGGCGGCAGGAAGUAUGCUCUUGCGACCGAGCUGGUCUACACCGAGAGCAGCGAUCAGUACAAUGCUGCUUCGGUUCCCAUAUACCAGUCUGCAACCUUCAAGCAGACGUCGGCAACCGGUGGCGGGAUGGAGUACGACUACACACGCUCUGGAAACCCCACACGGACACACCUCGAGCGACACCUCGCUAAGAUCAUGAACGCGGAACGCGCGCUUGUUGUCUCGUCGGGCAUGGGCGCACUCGACGUGAUCACACGACUGCUGCGGCCGGGCGACGAAGUCGUUACUGGAGACGAUCUCUACGGCGGAACAAAUAGGCUACUCAAGUACCUCUCCACGCACGGAGGCAUUGUUGUACACCACGUUGACACCACCGACCCGGAGACGCUUCGUGGUGUCGUAAAUAACAAGACGGCCAUGGUGCUGUUGGAAACACCCACCAACCCGCUCAUUAAGAUCGUCGACAUCCCUUCGAUAGCAUCCAUCGCGCACGCCGCAAACCCCGCCGCUGUCGUCGCCGUCGACAAUACCAUGCUCUCUCCCCUCCUCCAGAACCCCCUCGACCUCGGUGCCGACAUCGUCUACGAGUCCGGUACAAAGUACCUCUCUGGCCACCACGACCUCAUGGCUGGUGUCAUCGCCAUCAACGACUCCGCCCUGGGCGAAAAACUCUACUUCACCAUCAACGCCUCGGGCUGCGGUCUCUCGCCCUUCGACUCGUGGCUCCUCCUCCGCGGCAUCAAGACCCUUGGCGUCCGCAUGGAGAAACAGCAAACCAACGCCAUGCGCAUCGCUACCUUCCUCGAGUCACAUGGUUUCAAGGUCCGCUACCCGGGUCUGAAGUCUCACCCGCAGUACGACCUCCAUUGGAGCAUGGCUCGUGGCGCCGGCGCUGUCCUGUCUUUCGAGACUGGUGAUGUCAACGUAUCCGAGAGGAUCGUCGAGAGCGCCCGGCUCUGGGCUAUCAGUGUAAGCUUCGGCUGCGUAAACAGCUUGAUCAGCAUGCCCUGCCGCAUGAGCCACGCUAGUAUUGAUGCGAAGACGCGCGCGGAGAGGGCGCUGCCUGAGGAUAUCAUCCGCUUGUGUGUAGGUAUUGAGGACCCGGAGGAUCUGAUUGAUGAUCUUAGCCGUGCUCUCGUACAAGCUGGCGCCGUCAACAUCACGCCCGAGGGCUUCCAAGCUCUCAAGAUCAACGACUCUGCCGAGGCGAGCUCGUGA